AUGCUGCCCCGCCGCCUUCCCUCAUGCUGCCCCAUCGCCUUCACUCUCGCUGCAUUAGUGCCUCACCGAUACGUUCACUUUCCUCAACUCUCAGACACUCUAACACCUCACUCUAUCACCCUUUCCCUCCCACCCUCACCCCUAUCGCCCCUCCUCUUCAGCGGAGCGAGCUACAACUACCUGUACGGCCCCGUGCCCAAGCUCGGCACGGCUCUCAAGACCAUCGACGUGCAGAAGAACUGGCUGUCUGGCACAUUCCCCGGCACUGGCUUCCUCUCUUGCUCUGCCUCCUCCAACUGCCUCGCCAGCUCAGGCGCAUGCAACACCACAGGCACCACGCAGUGCCCAUUGGCUUCUUGCGCCGUCUGUGACUCUCCCAAGGGCACCGAUCCCAUCUGUGCCGGCGGCACCUGUGCUCCCAACACUGCCGGCCCUCUUGCCACCUCCACCACCCCCACUGCCACGUCUCCCAUUCUCCCACGCUUCUGCAUGGGUGUGCCUCUAGAUGCAGUGCAGGCCAGUAUUCUGCUCUCUGUGAAGACAGCUCUUGGCGUCACCCUCACUCAGUGGUCUGCCAGUACCCUUGGAAUGACCUCCAAGGCAAAUCCCCUUUCCAGCGAGUUCAGAAACAGGCCAAGCCGCUGGGGCGGCGGCGCCUGGGAGGGAACGGGUCGGGCAGGGACAGGCUUCUGCAGGUGGUUUCAGGGCAGGCGGGCCUGUGCACGAUUCAAGGCCAGACGCCCGUCCCCGGCUCCUGGCCGGGCGUGUUCUGCUCUUCUGCCGGCAUGGUCGUUGGCCUCCCGUGUGUGCUACGCUUUGCCCAUCGCUGUCCUCAAAACCGCCACUCUAACUUCCCCUGCUGCUGUCUCUGCGUCUGCUGCUGCAUCUGCCGCUGAUCCGUCUACCUCUGCUGCUCCGCCUGCCUCUUCUGCUCCCUAUACCUCUGCUGCUCCCUCUGCCCCUGCUGUUCAAUCGCCCCUCUGCUUGGUGGGCAGGGAACUUCGGAGUUUCCUGCCGCGAGGCACCGUGCACGCCGACAUCUCCAAGCUCACCACACUCACUGCGCUCUACCUGUCAUCCAACCUCUUUUUACAGCGUCUAGACUCCUUUGUGGCUCCUAUUCUGCCCACGGUCUCUAUCAAGGACCUGGCUGUGAGCUUCAACUGGUUCUAUGGCUCAGUGCCAGCCAAGCUUGUGACCAUGGCCGCCCUCUCCAAUCUUCGCCUCAGCUACAACUAUCUGACAGGCUCGCUGCCCAAGCCUGGUGCCACCCUCAAGUUUAUCGACACGCAGGCCAACUUCCUCUCGGGCACUUUCCCCACGGCCACACUAGCCUGCAACACUCGCCUCAACUGCUUCUCCAACGCCUCAGGCUGCGUCAACGUGGAUGAAACAGAACAGCGGACAGCCGUAGAGUGCAGCAUAUGUGGGUCACCACAGACGCAGCAGGGGCUGUGUGGAGGUGGCACCUGCUUGCCUGUCCUUCCUCCUUCUCUUGCUAAGGUUCCCAACAGUGCUGCUGCCCCCUUACUCGUGAUGACAUGUGCUGCUGUGCCCCUUGAUGCAAACUCUGGGGCGGCUCUUGGGGUGAGAGAUACGGACUGGUGCAACGGCAGCAAGUGCAACAUUGAGGGGCAGAGCGCCAACCCCAAGUCGUGGCCGGGCGUGUGGUGCAGCGCCAACGGCACCGUCCUCAACAUCACGUUGCCCAACAAGGCACUGAGGGGAAUCAUCCAUGCCGACAUCUCCAAGCUCACUGCCCUCUCCUACCUGUAA
Molecule: messenger RNA, 1776 nt
Organism: Closterium sp. Naga37s-1
Lineage: Eukaryota; Viridiplantae; Streptophyta; Zygnematophyceae; Desmidiales; Closteriaceae
Source: the annotation of a GenBank genome assembly